GUCCAGCCUUCACAUCCAGUAAGAUGAAAAAUAUGUUCAACCUGAUGUCGGAUUACAGCAUCGACUUUAGCGAUUACUUAGCGCAAUUGUCACCAGAGAAAAGAAUGAUGGAAAUGAAAGACGUCUUCACGAGAUAUACAAAUGACGUAAUCGCUACUUGCGCUUUUGGCGUCAGUGUAGAUUCUACACGGAGAAAAUUUUAUGUUAAAUUUUAUUAUGCUGCCGCACCAACUGCGGACCAUCAAGACGCCCAAGUUUAAAUGCUAUAGUCUUGUGUAAAAUUACUAUGUCCAUAGCAUUUCU
Temnothorax curvispinosus is the source of this 303-nucleotide messenger RNA. RefSeq names its product cytochrome P450 9e2-like. The record is from RefSeq and is a predicted model, not a curated record. Bases 24 to 260 code for a protein of 78 amino acids. Lineage: Eukaryota; Metazoa; Arthropoda; Insecta; Hymenoptera; Formicidae. Gene Ontology annotation, molecular function: iron ion binding; heme binding; monooxygenase activity. The transcript has a single exon.